Molecule: messenger RNA, 6011 nt
Organism: Paramecium sonneborni
Lineage: Eukaryota; Ciliophora; Oligohymenophorea; Peniculida; Parameciidae
Source: the annotation of a GenBank genome assembly
AUGCUAAAAUCUUUAUUAUUAGUACUUCUAUAUGCUUUAAUAACAUUAUCAAAGCAUAUUAGAAAUGAAAUUAUAGGAUUAGAAGAAGUCAAUUACUAAGUGAUUAUUAAAGUAAUUGAUUUUUCAGGGUAUGCUCUAUCCGGAGUGAUUGUUAAUGUUAAGUAUUUGUAUUUAUCAAUUUAGAAAUGGAAAUACAAUAAUUGGAGAUAAAGAUCAAAUGACUGAUGGAACAGGGAUUGUUUAAUUAACUGGAAAAAUCACAAAACAAUCAUCUUAUCAAAUUACAGCUAUUGCAUCAACUACAUUUAACGACAUUUCAACAUCAAGUAAAAUAGAUGGAAUUAUGGAUUCAAAAGGCACAAUUAUAUUUAAUGGAAAAUUAUAAUUCACUUAAUCUGAUGUUUAAGUUUAAGAUAUGUUUUAACGAGGAUUAAUAAUAGUAAUUAUCUAAUCUAAUUUCAGUUAAAAACACAAUCGAAUUCUAAACCUCUUCCUGGAGUAAGUGUCACGUUUACAGCUAUUUACUCAGAAGACAAAAAAACUAAAGAGAUUAAUUUCAAGGCAGUAACCAAUGAAAAAGGAGAAGAAAAUGUUAGAUUUUUGUUACCCUCACAAAAACCUGCAUUUAUAAUACUUUAUACAGCAUCUAAGAAUGAAUAUUGGAAUACCUAAUAAACAAAUCGUAAUGCUUAAGAAUUCGCAUUAUGGCCGUAAUUAUUAUAUUUAUAUCUAAAAUAGAGAAAAGAAAUAUGAACUCCCAAUAACAAUCAAUUUAGAUCCUGGUUAAUUUAAAUUUAUCUUAACUGCAUUAGUUUAAGAUUAAACAUCUAAACCAUUGUCUGGAGCUAAAUUGUAAAUAGGAGGCAUGAAUUUAGGAUCAAACAAAGAAUUAGAAGCAUUAAAUACAGUAAGUGGAACUGAUGGAAAAAUUAGUUUAACAUUACCUUUAAAAGCUACUAAUAAAAUUCAUGUGAAAGAAUAAAUAACAAAAGAUGAAUACAUAGGAUAGAGUCAAGAAUUUGAUGAGUUGUUUGAUUUAAAUGUAAAAAAAGAUUAAUUCACUCAUGAUUUAGGAAUUAUUAAAUUAUAAGAAGCAUCAGGAGAUUUAUAAGUAUGAGUUUAAUUUUAUAUUAUUAGAUUUCUGGAACUAUUAGUGAUUCAUCAAAAUAGGUUGCAUUUGUAAAAGGAGCAACUAUUGUAUUCACAGUAUUAGAUAGUAUUGAUCCAGUCUCAGUAAUUACUGAUGCUUAAGGUAAAUUUAAGGCUGAAAUAUUUGUACCUGCUAAUAAAGAUUUAUAAUUGAAGGCCACAGUUACUGCAUAAGGAUUUAUGACAAAAAUAGCUGCACCAAGAUAAAUAAAAGUUUCAGCUAAAUAGCCUUUGUAGAUUACAUUUGAUGUAGUUUUGGACAGAACAAUAAAAAAUAUAAAAAUAAAAGAUAAACUUGUUGAUCCAAGUGGUAAACCAAUAUAAAAUGCAAUUGUAAAGAUUGUAGAAAGUAAUCCAAUGAUGCCUGAUAAAACAUUAUAUAAUAAGGAAAUUAUUGAUAAUGCAGAGUAAAUGAUUAUAGUUAAAAAAUAGUGGUUCUUUUGAAUAUCCAUUUGGUUGUUACUAAGAUUUAAAAUUUGAUGCAACAUUUGUAUUUUAAGUACCAUAGUUUGUACCUGUAACUUAUAAAACAGGAGAUUUAGAAUGUAAAGAUUAAGAUUUAGUUAAAUAUUCAAUGACAUUAUCAAAAUAGACAGCAAUUUUAACAAUAAAAGGAUAGGUGAUAGAUGUUGAUUAGAAAGGAAUGAAAGGAGUGAAUUUAAAAUUUAAAUCAGAUCCAAUAUUAGCAAUAGGGAAUUAAAAUUUAGUAACAGAUGAAAAAGGUAAUUGGUCAGUUGAGAAAUUAACAGUAAUACCUACAACCACAUAUAAAUUUACAGUGGAAUAUACUAAUGAUAUAAAAUAAUAAGUUGAAUUAGUAUAAACAUUUACUCCUAGUAUGGAAAAGGAAUAAACAUUUAAUUUUCCAGUGAUUGGAUUUUAAAGAUAUGUUAAAGCUAAAAUAGCUGGUAAAAUAGCACCUGCAGAUGGAAAAGCAGCUAUUCCAAUACCUUUAGUAAUAACUUGUGAUGGAAAAGCAAAAGAUGGAAAACCUAUAGUAAUAGAAACUACAACAAAAGAAGAUGGAUCAUAUUCUGUUGAUGUAGAAGUAUUAGCAGGAGCAGAUAAACCAUUAUCAUGUGUAGUAACUAAUGGUAUUAUUUAUAAUAAUAUUAAUAUACAGGUACAGGUAAAGAUACUAACACUGGAACAGGUAAAGAUACUAAUACAGGUAAAGAUACUAACACAGGUACAGGUAAAGAUACAAAUACUGGAACUAAUACAGGAACAGGUAAAGAUACUAAUACUGGAAGUAAUAGUGGUACUAAUAUUAAUUGAAAUUUAGGACCUGUUUAACCAAUAAAAGUUGAUGUUAAAGUAUCUGCACCUACUUGGAGUACAAACACAAAUAUUCCAGUCACUUAUAAUACUGUUGAUAUUGUAGUAAAAGGAGUUGUCACUGAUAAAACUAAAACUAUUUCUACUGUUGAAAAUGUUGAUAUUACUCUUAUUAUCACUCCAUAAGAUGUUUAUAUUUAGAAUCCUGGUAAACAUUUACUUGAAUAAUAUCUCUUAUAUCAAAGACAUUUCUAAAGUACUUCUAAAUCAAUUUUAUAAACUAAAUCAGCUAAAGAUGGAUCUUAUGAAUUCAAAUUUAAAGCUGUUUAAGCAUAUACUUUAAAAUUUGAAAUAUAAGCCAAAAAAGAACCAAUAUUUGAACCUUAUGAAAAGAAAGGAAUUGAAGAAAAAUGUUUAAAAUCAGAAACCUUAACUGAAAAUAUUGAAAUAGACAGAAUUAAAAUGUUAACUAAAAUUCAUUCUACAUUGGUUGGUACUGAUAAGAAACCAAUUACUAAUGCAUCUGUUUAAAUGACAUCAUCAGAUCCAAUAAUGAAGGAUUCUAAAUAUUAUAAUUUAGCUGUUAAAGAUGAUGGUAAAGGAUCGUUCUUUUUAGAUUUUGAAUGCUAUAAAGAUUUUGAGUAUGUAGUUAAUUUAUAGAUUGAUGUUCCAUAAUAUGUUUAAUAGAAUAUUAAAAGUUCCAAAUUUAAAUGUUCAUAAGCUUUAACUGAAUUAAAUCCAAUUGCUUUAACUUUAGAGAAAAUAUAAAUAAAAGGUAUUCUUUCAGGUAAAGUGAUUGAUCCUUAAGGAAAUGGUGUACCAAAUUUAGUAUUAAAUAUUAUUACAGAACCUGAUAGUACAAGUUUAGAAACUAAAACUCUAGCAGAUGGAACAUGGACUGUAACUGAUCCUAAACUUUAUCCAAAUACAGAAUAUAAAGCAAUAAUUACUUAUUUAGAUAUAAAUAAAUAAAAAUAAAAAAUAGAAUAAAAAUUCACAAUUUAAAGUGAUAAUUAAAAAGUGUCUAUUCCUGAAAUAAAUUAUUAAGCAAUUGUGAAUGCUAAAAUUUAAGGAAAAAUAGAUUUAGAAAAAGGUAAAUUAAAUUCACCAGUAAAGAUUAAUUUAAAUUGUCCUAAAUUUAAAGAUGCAAAAGGAGCAGAUAUCAAUCAAGAUUUUACAACUGAUAAUAAUGGAAAUAUUGAUAUCUCAUUAUAAAUAUUGGCUAAACAUGAUGAUAAAAUAGAGUGUAUCUUAAAAACAAAAGAUUCACUUGAAGAAACAACAUAAAAAAUAGAAUUAAUACCUCCUAAAUUUUAAGUUUCUGGAGUUUCUAUAAAAGCUAAAUUGAUUAGUACAACAUUUACAAUAACUGGUAAAUUGAUAGAUAAAUCUGAAUUGGAAGAUAAAUUACCUGGUUUAAAAAUAUCUUUAGCAUUACAUCCAUAAGAUCCAAUUUCUACAUAGCCAAUAAUUACUAAAAGUGGAAAUGAUGGCACAUAUUCAAUAAGUGUGGAAGUUGUUAAAGGUGUAACUUAUGAAGCGACAAUUACUAUAGAUGCUUAACCAUUAUUUAAUGUUGCAAAUGAAAAAAUAUAAUUGAUUGGUAAAGAAAAAGAGUAAAAAAUAUCUAAGGAUAUCUCUCUUACAAGAACAGUAAUAGAUUGUACAAUUAGUGGAUAAUUGGUUGAUAUGAAUUAAAAACCAAUACCAAAUUCUAAGAUAGAGAUUUUAAGUUCACGACCUUAAAUGACAAAUACUUAAUUGUAUAAUAAAUUUGCAUCUGCACCAAAAGGAGAUUUUUAAUUAGCAUUUUAAUGUUAUAAUUCAGUUUCUACUACUCUUAAUAUGGAUAUGGAAUCUGAUGUAUAUCCUAAAACUACAUUAUCUCCAUAAGUAUUUACUUGUGGUGAUAAAGAUCUAAAAUUGAAACCAAUUGUAGUAAGUACGAAAUCUGUAUAAAUAACACUUUCAGGUGUUUUGACAGAUAACAGUGGAGUAUCUAAAGGUGUAGCAAAUGCUUAAAUAGAAAUAAUACUUAAUCCAACUGAUCCAUUAGCAUCAAAUUUAUAAACAAAAUCAGAUUUAAAUGGAAAAUAUUCUUUAAGUUUUGGUGCAGUUUAAGAUUAAAUUUAUACAGCUGUUAUUUAAAUUUCACAUCCUGACUUUUAAGCAUAUAAAUCUUAAAAUAUUUAGAUUAAAGCUGAUAAAGCUUAGAGUAUUGAUCAUGAUGCAAAAAUAGAUAGAAUAAUUCUUUAAGCUACUCUAUCUUCAACUAUUACAGAUCCAUCUGGUAAAUAACCUCCAGUAUCUACUUUAACAGUUGAAUCUUUAACACCAACUGUAAAAGGAACAGAAAAAAAUUAAAUAACUACAAAAACAGAUUCAUCUGGAAAAUUCAAUUUGUAAGUACCCUGUUAUAAAAAUGUUGAUGAAUCAUUUAUAUUAGAUGUUAAAGCUGAUAAAUAUAGAGAUACUAAAUCAGAUAAAAUACAAUUCUCUUGUUCAGGUCCAACUAUAUCUAUACCACCACUUAAAAUUAAAUAUGAAUUAGCACCUACUAAUACUAAAUUAACAGUUGCAGGUGAAAUGAUUGGACCAAAAGGUAAAGGAUAAUAAGGAAUUAAUAUUAAAUUAAAUUCUGAUCCGACUACUAAAGAAUAUGAAACUAAAACUGGAUCUGAUGGUAAAUGGUCUAUUUUAGAUGAUUAAUUAUAAUUUGGAACUAAAUAUUAAUUAACUUAAUCAUUUCUUGAUGCAAGUGGAUAAAAUCAUAAAGUUACUUUACCAUUCUCUACAAAUGAUGAAAAAUCAGAUUUAACAUUCCCUAAAUAAUAUUAUGAUGAUUAUGUUCCAUUUUAAAUUGAUGGUAAAAUAACUGCAGAAGAAGGCAUAUAUCCAUCAAAUGUUCCUGUUACUUUAUAAUGUGAUGCAUUUGGAUAAAAUAAAUUACCUAUUGAUCUUUAAACUAAAACAGAUUCUCUUGGAGCAUAUUAAUUUAAAUGGAAUAUGCUUAUGAAUGCAAAUUCUAAUGUUGAUUGUCUUCUCAUUUCACAUGAAACUACUAAAUUUAAAUAAACCAAUAAUAGAUUUAAAAUUAAUCCAAAUAGUGAUGUUGUUAAAUUAACUAAUUAAGCUCAGGUCACUGAAUAAUUCAAGGCUUAACUUGCUAAAUAUUAUUAAUUCUCCACUAUUAAUGGAGCUGUUAUAGCUGAAUUUGAUUGCAAUUCUAAAUUAGAAUGGAAAGGAUUAGAAGGCGUCACUAUUAAAAUUAAAUAAUGGAAUGGUAUGACUUAUGCAGAUCUUUAAAUUGAAACUAAGAGUGACAAAGAUGGUCUCUUCGUUAUCAAACAUUAAAUUUUAAAAAGGUAUUCAUUUAUAAUCAUUUAAUAGUUAAAUUCAAAAUGAAAUGAGAUUAGAAUUUACUAAAAUUAAUUAUAUCCCAACUACAGCUGAAUUUAAUCUUUAUUCAUUUGAUCCUUAAUAAGAUGGUUCAUAUCUUAUCUAAUUGUCCACCAUUAGAAUGGUCAAAAUUGGAUCCCCAGAUAAAUGUCCAUAAAUUAAGAAAAAUAAGCAUCAUCAUUGAU